CAGCCCCCUGACCUGCCCGGCGCCGCAGGCACCCGGCGCAACCCGUCGGAAAUGGUUGAAACCCCUGCUAGCGAAACGUUUCUAAACGGAAACUCUUGCUAGGGCUCAGGCCAGGUGUCAGGAAGGGUUUUGGUGUCAGGAGGCAGAGGCCAGCUUAAACCCCUUUUAUAACGCGUUUGGAAAAGGAAGAGCAAGAGGUUUUUGAACAGCUCACCUGCUGAGGGGAGAGCUUCCCACAGCCACCAGCCCCCGGGAGCUGUGCUGCAGCUCCUGUUUGUCUCGUGCAACAUUUGUGUGCUGUUCUUGGCUUUAGAGCCACCAGGUUGCACAGAUGUUUCUUGGAUGAUCUAUGUCAAGUUAGUUCAGCCAUGCCCAGUUUGGGGAGAUUCUGUGUAGGGGAAGUGAAACUGACGAGCUGUUCAUCUCUGUAGAAACUAACUCGGAGCAGAAGCCAAACUUUCUAAUUUUCACUUUUGUGGUAAACACUGGUGGAAAGGCCUGCAAAACGAGCAGAAACAAGGUUGAACAGGGCCUCCUGUGACUGAUGCAGAAAGUGGUUUUUGGCCUGGAAGGAACAGGAGCUGCUCUGAGCACUGUCGAAUGCUCCUGUUUCAGUUGGUUGGAGGCUGGUCUGGUGGUGUCAUCACUAAGCAGCACCACAUGUUCACACCCUUCCUAGGAACGUGAGCAGCAGGUAUAAUAAGCAAGCUACAUCUUGUCUCCUUUCAUACCAGGCUCUUGCCAGCUGGCUUGCUCCUCUGGCUAGCAGAUUCAGGUACAUGUUCAAUCCGCAGAUCAGAGGCCAGUGUGUGUGGGUAGGCAGGCCAAGCAGAUCAAUCCAGAUGCCCUGGAUUGAGGGAAGACACGGGUUACACAGCCUGUGCACUCAUGCCAGAGCUCCUUUGAUUUACUCUUUUCUUAUUUUGGGUUUAGCAUCUGUAAUGUACUUGCUCUGCCCUGGUCAGAAAUGGGCUGUGUUCCAUUUUACUUGGGGCAAGGGAAACUCAGCACCUUGUUCUUGCCUGUUUUCCUCCAGCCAUCAGAGCUGCACUUUCAGCUUCCUAGAGCUCUGCUGUUGGUCUUCCAGCCUGGGUCAACAUUACAAAUUGAAAGGCAGUGCACCAAGUGCUGCUCUGGCAACUGUGCUGGUUGACCUUUGUUUAUUAGUGACUGUUACACUGGAGGAAGGUGUUCCCUGGACAAUCCUGGAGACAGAAGCACUGUAUUUCUGGAGCAGAUUGCCUUGGUACUGCAGCCCUCCGUCCUGCUGCAAUGAGUGGGAAGUCUUUGCUCUUAAAGGUCAUUCUCCUUGGGGAUGGUGGAGUUGGGAAAAGUUCCCUCAUGAACCGGUACGUCACCAACAAGUUUGACUCGCAGGCUUUCCACACGAUUGGUGUGGAGUUUUUAAACCGGGACCUGGAGGUGGAUGGACGUUUUGUGACCCUCCAGAUUUGGGACACUGCAGGACAGGAGAGAUUCAAGAGCCUGCGAACCCCCUUUUACCGGGGAGCUGACUGCUGCCUGCUGACCUUCAGUGUGGACGACCGGCAGAGCUUUGAGAACCUCAGUAACUGGCAGAAGGAGUUUGUCUAUUAUGCUGACGUGAAAGACCCUGAACAUUUCCCAUUUGUAGUCCUGGGCAACAAGAUAGACAAACUUGAGAGACAAGUGAGCACAGAGGAGGCCCAGACCUGGUGCAUGGAAAACGGUAACUAUCCGUACCUGGAGACUAGUGCCAAGGAUGACACCAAUGUGGCAGUGGCCUUUGAGGAGGCUGUGCGACAGGUGCUGGCGGUGGAGGAGCAGCUGGAGCACUGCAUGCUGGGCCACACCAUUGACCUGCACUCCAGCUCCAAAUCAGGGUCUUCCUGUUGUUAAGAGUGGCUGCUGCUUCGGGAACACUGCUCGAGCCGACGGCUGGGUUGGAGCAAGCGUGGACAGCUCUGCCGUGCUCUGAGGAGAGUGGCCACAAGGACAACAGGUGGUUUGCUCGCUGGGGAGCUGCAGCCUCACCAUCUGAAUUGUGGCUGGAGUUUUCAGGCACAGGGCGUGUAUCUGCAGGAGGGAGCUGUUAAAAGAGCAUAUGAGCACAGUUCUGCUUCUCUUUUUGCCUGUUUUAGCAGGUUUAAAGGACGGAGUUCAAGUCCUUUAAAUUCGCUAAAGACAAAAGGGAUCUGAUCUGUAUCAAGAACUGCCUGUAAAACAAAGCUGAGAGUGCUCUUCAAAGUAUUUUAGUCCUGAACUCAAAAAAUUACUAGACCCACUAAACUCGUGACCUUACUGCCAAAGGAAAGUCUGCUCAGCAUACAGAACGAAAUCUGUUGUAGAGACUCUAGCUCAUGUAACUGUGAGAACACCAAAUAAUAGAGAGGCUGAGAUGUGUGUAUCUGUUGUCUGGAAUAAGUGCUUUGUGUCCUGGGACUCAGCUGUGCUGAAUUUGUUAGAGAUUUAGUAGAGCUUUAGAGAUUCAGAUCAAUGUAGAGAGUUGAUCUGAAGCAACAUAUGAAAGAGAGACAGACCUGUGUUUGAAUGUGGCAGCAUCGCUUCUUUGUAGCUGCUUUUUUCUGGUGUGUUUCUCCUCACCUCUAACUUUGUCUUGUGUGAGUGUUAUUUCGUGGAGACACUGUCUGCUUCUUGUUUAAUAUAUGUUUUCUUGUCUCUUCUGGAGGCUCAACACCAGAUCUUGCUUCUCGUACCAUGAAGCCCUGAAUGAAAAACACCGAUGUGGACACUCACUGGGUCAUGUCAAAGGGUUUAGAUUUACUCAGGUGUUCAGGAGAUCUGGAGUGUGAAACUUCAACUGGUUUCUGUCACAAGUAAUCGCCAUAUCCAGAUGAUGUGCUCUAGCAGACCCAUGGUAGAUGGGUGGGAUGUCUGCUGCCUGUGCAGGUGGCUGGGGGAGUCACACGUGGUCAGCUGUUCUAUCCACCUAUGGGGUGUGGAGGCCACUGUGCUUCGUUAGCUGGUGAGUCAGCAUCUUCACUUGCUUUAGCACGAGUUGUUCUCAUCUGGAUGAUGCAACAUAGAGCCAUUCACAUCACUACCUGUUGUGUCAGGUCAGGUGUAGUGCUGCUGGGCACGGUUAACUCAUGCCAUUGUCCUGGCCCUUACUCCCUAACAGGAAUCCAGUACAUUUUAUCUGUAAUUCAUAUGACAGACUUUGCUGGGAGAGGCUGUCCAUUUAGUUAAUUGGCCUUUGUUUAGGGCUACUGUGUUCAGUCCAUUGGGGAAAGAGCUGCACUGGUUCCACCUCUGUUCAAGGUGGCUGAAAAAUGGUACAGGGCAGGCAGGGAACCUUCUAGAAAAGGAUGCCAGGCUUUGCUGAUCUCAGCUCUUGCUCCCUGCUAGGUGUUAGUCCCAAGCUAUUUGUGUAAGGGAGAGGUGAGUGCUUGCUGACUGCUGUCUUUACAUUUAUAACCUCAUGUCCUGCAACUUCCCAUGCAAGCAUUUGUCCAAAACUGACUUUUCCAUAAGCACCCAGGAGCCUGCCAUGGGGAGAGCUUCCCUGAGUCUGUAUCCACCAGGUGCUGAUGUGAUCCCCACUGUGAGGAGCUACUGCCACUACUUCUUGUAGCUCACAUCGAGCAGCCUCACUUAUGCUGUGCUUUAGAACAGCCUCUGCCCUCGGGCUGGCUGGUGGCAGCUAAUCCCAUCACCAAGCAGUCUCUGAGCCUGCAGGGAGUCUCCUCUGGGGAAAUUAAGGGAUGAUCCUGCCCUUCCCUGCAGGGCAGUCACGUGUGGAAGGGACUGAAGCUUUAAUGCAAAGUGCUUUAGAGGGGUCUGGUUUCUAAGCAGGGCUGAACACUCAUUUGCAGGGAUAGGUAGGGAGUGUUUGCAGCCUCUGCAAAACCAGGUCUCUUGAGGUACAAGAGAAGGCUCUGUCUCUGUAGGUGCAACAGGUUUAUACAGGAUAUUACAGUUGCUGAUAUUUACCAAUGUCUGAGCUGCCCAGGACUCUAGAUUUCUUUUCAGUUUAACACUUCUUGGUAUUUCCUUGAAGAUCCCAGAUUCAGUGACCUGUGCAUCUGAUUUACAUCUCUGAACAGACACAUUUCCCUGAACUGGUUUGAGGAGGGGGUGCCUGGGUGUGCUAGAGGGGCUGUUGAGGUUACUUCCAGAGGGUGAAACUGCUGUUUCCUUAGCACAGCUCCCAUGGGAUCUGUGUGAGGACUGGCCCCCCCUGUGGGAGAUGGCAGAGACUGAACAAGCCACGGUGUAGGAGGUGUACUGUUGGCAGUAGCCUUGGGUGUGUCUUGAUGCUGGUAGCUGAGCAGGUCAAGAGUCUCACUGUUCACAGGCUGUGCAGAGGGUAUGUGUCACUGGAGGGUGUUUCACAGCAUCUUUUAUUCCCAGCAGACUUUGGAUCAUUGACUUUAAAAUGUAAGAAAAUCUUACUAGGUUUCUGUGUCUUAAAAAUCCAUAGUAUAUUUUAAGAUUCUGAAUUCUUUGUUGCAAAGUUCAGUGCCAACAGCCAUCCCCUCUCUGUGUCCACUCAUGCUGCUGCACUUAUUGCUAUUGCUAUAGAACUGGAACUAUGAAACCAAGAUUCUACCUUUAUUUAAGCAAAUAAAACAUGGAUGUAUUCAAGUGAA
Molecule: messenger RNA, 4592 nt
Organism: Apus apus (common swift)
Lineage: Eukaryota; Metazoa; Chordata; Aves; Apodiformes; Apodidae
Gene: RAB9B
Product: RAB9B, member RAS oncogene family
Exons: 2
Coding region: 1273-1878 (201 amino acids)
Biological process (GO): retrograde transport, endosome to Golgi; Rab protein signal transduction
Cellular component (GO): lysosome; phagocytic vesicle; late endosome
Molecular function (GO): GTP binding; GTPase activity
Source: RefSeq, a predicted model, not a curated record